AUGGCUGAUGUGAAGAUCCAAGAUUUACUGAAUAAACCCCGCAAUGAGCUUACUGAAUACGAAGUUUCCAUCAUAGAAGAACAUGAGCUUACGACUGGUCCUCUGUCUAUUUUACAAACUGCCACCCGCUCUCACGCUCAAGUGCUAAUCUCUUGUCGAAAUAAUCGGAAGCUUCUCGCUAGAGUAAAAGCCUUCGAUCGUCAUUGUAAUAUGGUCUUGGAGAACGUUAAGGAAAUGUGGACAGAAAAACCAAAGGGUGGCAAGGGGAAAGGAGUUAAUAAGGAUAGAUUUGUCAGCAAGAUGUUUUUGAGAGGUGACUCAGUUAUUCUUGUUCUCCUCAGCUGA
Ophidiomyces ophidiicola is the source of this 345-nucleotide messenger RNA. RefSeq names its product mRNA splicing protein (gene SMD2). The record is from RefSeq and is a predicted model, not a curated record. NCBI's taxonomy places the organism in Eukaryota, Fungi, Ascomycota, Eurotiomycetes, Onygenales, Onygenaceae. The transcript is spliced from 4 exons. Gene Ontology annotation, cellular component: precatalytic spliceosome; U1 snRNP; catalytic step 2 spliceosome. Gene Ontology annotation, molecular function: RNA binding. The coding region runs from base 1 to 345 and encodes 114 amino acids. Gene Ontology annotation, biological process: RNA splicing; spliceosomal snRNP assembly.